CACAACUACAUUUAGAGAAACCGGUUAGUCUAGGAUAUACUUGGGUUCAGCAGUAAAUUGUGCAACACGAUUUUGUUAUUUCUAUUUUGCUGAAUGAAGUUGGGAGUUUGUGCGUCAAGAUACAGGCAUACUUAACUGAUCACUUUGAUGGACAUGCUUCAAUCACAUCUAAAUGAGUAGAUCUAAUUUGCUUGUUACUUUGAGAAUGGCUACCAGUAUUGACGAUUUGAAGUCUGUAUAUUUCUGGAGAGCGGUAGUAGCUGAAUUAAUUGGAACUUUGCUGCUUGUGUUCGUAGGCUGCGGCUCGUGUCUCUCGUGGGAUGAGGAGAAGACGAACUAUAACCCAAUCGUCCAGAUAGCAUUCUGUUUUGGUCUAAGUGUUGGAACCAUUGUAUGGGGAAUUGCACAUGUUAGUGGUGGUCACAUUAACCCAGCUGUAACCAGUGCAUUUUUUAUAACUAGACGAAUAAGCUUCGCAAAAGCGAUUUUUUACAUUGCGGCUCAGUGUAUCGGAGCAAUUCUUGGAGCACUCAUUUUAAAAGGUGUGACACCUUACCAGCGCUGGGGUGCGCUUGGAACUACUGGGUUAAAUAAGGAAAUGGAGGCUGGACGAGCGUUUGGCGUAGAAUUCAUGAUUACGUUUGUACUCGUGUUCACAGUGUUUGCAGCAUGUGAUGGAAAGAGAACCGACUUGAAAGGGUCUGGACCAUUGUCUAUUGGACUCUCCGUCACCAUGUGUCAUUUGUUUGCUAUACCAUUGACUGGUUCGAGUAUGAACUCAGCGAGAAGUUUUGGACCAGCUGUUGCCAUGAACAACUGGGAAAAUCACUGGGUGUACUGGAUUGGACCUAUUUUAGGAGGUGUUGUUGCUGGUUUAUUGUACGAGUACAUAUUUGCUGCAAACGCUUCUAUGAAUAAAAUAAUGGAAUUCCUUUUGUCCAGUAGAUAUGACACAGAAGAUUUCCCAGCACAAGAACAAAAACUAAAAAUUCUGGUAGAUUCUGAUGAUGAUAAUAUAUUCAAUAAAACAGAUGAGAACGUGCAAAUGAUCGUGCACGAAAAACACCUGGAAUCGUCUUAGUAGCUACUACUUUUACCUUAACAUGAAUAAAUGGGUCAUCUAGAAUAAUUUACACUUUAGUUGCAGAAAAAAAGAAACAUGUUCAAGUAUGCUAGGAUAUUUCAUAUAUCACAAGUAGUAGCUUUUAAUUUUGAAUGAUGAUGGAAGAAUUUGUACGUGUAGCAAAUGUAUGCCAGAGUAAAUAAAAUUUCUUUAUGAUAUCAUA
This is a messenger RNA of Mytilus californianus (California mussel), 1286 nucleotides long. Its product is annotated as aquaporin AQPAe.a-like. Gene Ontology annotation, biological process: transmembrane transport. Bases 173 to 1081 code for a protein of 302 amino acids. Gene Ontology annotation, cellular component: plasma membrane. The transcript has 4 exons. Gene Ontology annotation, molecular function: water channel activity. The record is from RefSeq and is a predicted model, not a curated record. NCBI's taxonomy places the organism in Eukaryota, Metazoa, Mollusca, Bivalvia, Mytilida, Mytilidae.